AUGUCUGAUAUUGUCAAAGUGAAAGCAGUCGUCAUCGGUGAUGGGGGAUGUGGCAAAACUUCACUUCUUCGCCGAUGGACUGAUGACCAAUUCACAUCGGAGUCGCCAAUAAGUCUUUUCAUCACAUACAUGAAACACAUUGAAAUAGAUGGUUUCCGGCUAGACCUGACUUUGCAAGAUACAUCAGGACAAGGUGUAUAUGAUCGCAUGCGCCCUUUAAUUUACCCAGACACAGAUGUGAUACUCAUUUGCUUUGCGGUUGAUUUGCCGGAUUCCUUGCAUAAUGCUUACGAAAAGUGGUUAUAUGAGAUCUUGCAGCAUUGUCCCAAUGUUCCGUAUGUGCUGGUGGCAUGUAAAGCAGAUCUGCGGAACGAUAAGCGCACACUUGACGAUCUCCAACAAAUCAGCAGGAAACCUGUCACUCGACAAGAGGGCAUGUUGAUGGCUCGCGAAAUGAAAGCCGCCGCUUAUAUUGAAACAUCGUCCAAAGAUAAUACAGGCAUGCAACAGCCAUUGGAUAUUGUUUGCAGGCUUGCAUUAGCUCGGCGACGACCCUAUCAAACAAAAAAAUGCUGUUACCUAUUAUAA
This is a messenger RNA of Radiomyces spectabilis, 588 nucleotides long. Its product is annotated as ras-like protein family, member Ab. Lineage: Eukaryota; Fungi; Mucoromycota; Mucoromycetes; Mucorales; Radiomycetaceae. The record is from RefSeq and is a predicted model, not a curated record. Gene Ontology annotation, biological process: small GTPase-mediated signal transduction. The transcript has 5 exons. The coding region runs from base 1 to 588 and encodes 195 amino acids. Gene Ontology annotation, molecular function: GTPase activity; GTP binding.